AUGGGACAAGGACCAUCGGGAAUGCCUGGAGGAAACAACCUCAACAAAAAGAAGGAUGAUAAGAAGAAAGAAAAGCCAAAGUACGAACCGCCAGUGGAGUCAAGGUUCGGUAAAAAGAGAAGAAAAGGUCCCGAUACCGCAGUGAAAUUACCUAGCGUAUACCCAAAUACCCGUUGUAAAUUGAGGUUAUUGAAAUUGGAGAGAAUAAAGGACCAUUUGCUUUUGGAGGAGGAGCUAGUGUUGAAUCAAGAGGCAUUCCAGCCAACGGAGGCGAGACAGGCGGAGGAAAGAGAAAAGAUUGACGAAUUAAGAGGGUACCCCAUGGCAAUUGGAACAUUGGAAGAGAUUAUUGAUGACGACCAUGCUAUUGUUUCCAGUACCGCUAGUUCCGAAUACUACGUUUCCAUCAUGUCUUUUGUGGAUAAAGGAUUGUUGGAACCAGGGUGUUCAGUGCUCUUGCAUCACAAGACAGUCGCGGUUGUGGGUGUAUUACAAGAUGACGCUGACCCAAUGGUUUCGGUUAUGAAGCUUGACAAGUCACCAACUGAGUCUUAUGCCGACAUCGGAGGGUUGGAGUCGCAGAUUCAAGAGAUUAAAGAAGCAGUUGAGUUGCCAUUGACACACCCGGAACUAUACGAAGAAAUGGGUAUCAAGCCACCAAAAGGUGUCAUAUUGUACGGUGCACCAGGUACAGGUAAGACAUUGCUAGCCAAGGCAGUUGCAAACUCAACCUCGGCAACAUUUUUGAGGAUAGUAGGGUCUGAAUUGAUUCAAAAGUAUCUUGGUGAUGGACCCAGAUUGGUGCGUCAGAUUUUCCAAAUUGCAGCAGACCACGCGCCUUCCAUUGUAUUUAUAGAUGAGAUUGAUGCAAUUGGAACCAAACGUUAUGAGUCUACAUCUGGUGGUGAGAGGGAGAUUCAAAGAACAAUGUUGGAGUUGUUGAACCAAUUGGAUGGAUUCGAUGAUAGAGGUGACAUUAAGGUGAUCAUGGCAACAAACAAGAUAGAAAGUCUUGAUCCAGCAUUGAUCAGACCAGGUAGAAUUGAUAGGAAAAUUCUUUUUGAAAACCCUGAUUCCAAUACAAAGAAGAAAAUCUUGACGAUCCAUACAUCAAAGAUGAACUUGGCUCCUGAUGUCAAUUUGGAUGAGAUUGUCACUGGGAAAGAUGAUUUGUCUGGUGCCGAUAUCAAAGCUAUAUGUACCGAAGCAGGGUUGUUGGCAUUGAGAGAAAGACGUAUGCAAGUUAAGGCCGAUGAUUUCAAACAAGCUAAAGAAAGGGUCUUGAAAAACAAAGUCGAAGAGAAUCUCGAAGGUUUGUACUUGUAG
Lodderomyces theae is the source of this 1326-nucleotide messenger RNA. RefSeq names its product proteasome regulatory particle base subunit (gene RPT2). Gene Ontology annotation, biological process: proteasome-mediated ubiquitin-dependent protein catabolic process. Gene Ontology annotation, molecular function: ATP hydrolysis activity; ATP binding; proteasome-activating activity. The coding region runs from base 1 to 1326 and encodes 441 amino acids. NCBI's taxonomy places the organism in Eukaryota, Fungi, Ascomycota, Pichiomycetes, Serinales, Debaryomycetaceae. The record is from RefSeq and is a predicted model, not a curated record. Gene Ontology annotation, cellular component: proteasome regulatory particle, base subcomplex. The transcript has a single exon.